CGCUAUUAAUAUACAUUUCGGAAAUAUCUUGAAAUUUUGAAGAAGUUUUAUAUAAAAAAGUAUUAGAAUGCGGCCUAAUACGUUGCGUGUUGGUGAUUGGGAGCUAAAGGGCCAUCUUGGGCAAGGGGGCUUCGGCGAAGUGAAGCAUUGGAAAAACCGCAAAACAAACCAGGAAAUAGCCACCAAGCACAUCAAGCAUGACAUACAAGACAAAAUAACCGUUGAUCAGCAGGAAACUAUGAAAAAUCGCUGGCUGCAAGAGUUUGAAUGGUCGCGCAAAUUCAAAAAGGCUUUCAUUGUAGCUGGCAUUGAACUGAGCAAUGAUUCGAAGGCGUUAAUUGAGUACUUAAAUCGCAAUCACGUCUGGAGGUUGCCCGUUAUAGUACUCGAGUAUUGCAAUGGGGGAGAUGUACGAAAACUUUUGGAAAAACCACAAAAUGCAAACGGACUGUCGGAAUUUGAAGUGCGCGAGAUAUUAUUUUCUCUUCGACAAGCCAUUGACUUCUUGCACACCAACUGCAAAAUCUGCCACCGCGACCUAAAGCCAGAUAAUAUUGUGAUACACCAUACGGGCAAUGGUCGCAAAAUGUUCAAACUAACUGAUUUUGGUCUGGCGCGCGAUUCUCCGGAGAAAACGACUCAGCAAAGCGUCGUUGGCACUAGGCAUUAUUACGCACCCGAGGUGGUAGACACUGGCAAGUACAAGGAGACGGUGGAUUACUGGUCAAUGGGCGUGAUUGCCUACGAGGUGGCAACUGGUGUGUUGCCCUUCAUACCCCACCAAACUGCUGUCAAUAUUCAUAUCAAUAUUAAGAAAAAGAAUCGCGACUGUAUUGCCAUAACAGAAGAUUUUGAGAAUCCGAAUCGCUUUUUCUUUCAUAACGAUAUACCCAUUGGACACCAUUUGAGCCAACCGUGGUUGGCGAAAUUUAUUAAGUGGCUGCGCCUGGCACUCGACAACGAUCAUUCAAGACGUGGCGCCCUGACAGCAACUGAUGAAGUACAAGAUGGAGUUGCAGGACCUGCAAUAUUUACUCAGGUCGAUCGAAUGCUGCAGAUGAAAGUACUGACUGUUUUUGUUGCGAGCAUCUACAAGCUCCUGCAAUACGAAUUGAUGCCCGACAUGAAGCUGCAGGAAUUGGUAGAGCUAAUUGCACGCGACACAAAAUUGGACAUGAGUACGUUUUAUUAUGUGCUACCUACGGGUCAUCCACACAAGCGUGUGACUGCAGAAACCAAACCCAUUGAUCUCUAUGUAGACGAGUGGCGAGAUAGUAGUGAGGAAUCUCGGAAUCCACCAGUUAUGCUCUACAUCUUUAAUGUAAUGGAAAAGCCAACAUUUAAGCCACCCGAGCCAAAUAUUCCCAAUGGGCUAAAGCAUUUCUUUAAUCAACGUGAUAUCAAAUUAGAAAAGUGGCGUGCUAGACGCAUGAUAUUGGAUAUGCAUUAUAUGCUUAGUACAGAGCAAGCACUCGCUAAAAUGCUACUUUGUGGAUAUAAGGAGUAUGCGCUCUCUCUGGAGCACGACAUUCUCGAGUGUCAGCCCAUGAUUAAAGCUUUAGAAAGAGAAAAGGAUAAGUGGUGUGGUGCUAUUGAGCAGUUUCAUGCCCUAAUAACUGCUGCAAAAGAACAGAACAAAUUUCAAUUGGGCAAUAACCAAGAAUGGCAAUCCAAACUGAUGAGUGUUGUUGGAAAACAUAGUAAAAUCGUCAAAUAUAUCGAGACCAUCAUUCAUCAUUAUGAAUCCGUAUUGCGUAUCGCACGGAAAGAUGCAAUUAUGGCGAGUGAAGACAUUUAUAACAAGAUUUUUAAAACUGAUAUUUACAAUAUUAAGACUUUUCAAAGAAUGUAUAUCUUUGCCGAUGCUAUAACGUCCACAGAGCUGCAAAAUAUCGGUAUUGAAUUUGCCCGAGCUCGUAAUGCCUUUCUCGCUAAUGAAAGCAUCGAAAAUGUACWCAUGACCAUAAAUGCAACGAAUUUUCGCUUCCAAAAAAUUACAAAGUUGCAGAACGCCAUGGAGAAUCUAAAGGCAGUUCAUGAGGAGCUAUUGCAAUUGCAAUUGGAAAUGUUGUCUCCGAUACAUUCGCCACCCAUAUUUCAACUGAAUAAAGCUAUGGAUAUGAUGAAAAUUGAUUGUGCUUAUAUUCAAACACCACAUAGUUUGGAUCCUUUCGAUAGUUUGUCUACCGAUAACAUCAUCUCCCAGGCGAUGAGCAUCAGUCAAUUAAUGGAGCAGGAAAUGGACAUUGAACACAGCUAGAAACCCUAGCAACUCAAUUGGAAAACAUCUGUGUUGGUGCGGCUUUGCAAAUUUGCUUAGGAUUGCAAUGUCA
Messenger RNA from Drosophila arizonae, 2333 nucleotides. RefSeq names its product inhibitor of nuclear factor kappa B kinase subunit beta (gene IKKbeta). Lineage: Eukaryota; Metazoa; Arthropoda; Insecta; Diptera; Drosophilidae. Gene Ontology annotation, molecular function: ATP binding; IkappaB kinase activity. Gene Ontology annotation, cellular component: cytoplasm; IkappaB kinase complex. The record is from RefSeq and is a predicted model, not a curated record. Gene Ontology annotation, biological process: peptidyl-serine phosphorylation; positive regulation of transcription by RNA polymerase II; tumor necrosis factor-mediated signaling pathway.